Molecule: messenger RNA, 585 nt
Organism: Melampsora larici-populina 98AG31
Lineage: Eukaryota; Fungi; Basidiomycota; Pucciniomycetes; Pucciniales; Melampsoraceae
Exons: 2
Coding region: 1-585 (194 amino acids)
Source: RefSeq, a predicted model, not a curated record
AUGCCUCCUCGUAAAUCUUCCAGAGUCAGUAGCCUCAAAAGGCUCAACUACUCAGAAUCCAUCAGAAGCUCCAGUUCUGUUGGGAGUAAACGAGGAUGUUCCAAUGCAGCCCAACCAACCACCCAAACCGUUGAUUCAGGAAAUCCAGGAGGCUCAGGACUUAGAGCAACAGGAUCACAUAGUGAAACUGCACGAGUACCACUUUGCCAAUUGUGGAAAUUGACUCACCACACUCUGACAAUUCUGAUUGGUGAGGAAGCGGUGAAGGCACUUUGCCACCCUUGGGACCCUUACGUCAAGGAGCAGAAACUUCUAGCAAGAACCUCAGGGGGAUUCAUAGGCAAGGAGCAAUAUCUCAAACCAACAGCCAGUCAGAACCACCAACAAUCCCAAGCAGAAUCAUCAACUGGACCAUCAAGACACCAAUCUCACAAACCAUCGAACGCUCCGUACAACAGACCAGCCCAAGCCGCAGAGGAAGCCCAGAACAUGCAACACAUGUUAUCCUUCAGCAGAGCUUAUUAUCAAGCGAUGAAAGGCAUGAAGGGUCCAAACAAGGGCAAAGGCAAGCAAAACCAACAAUGA